Messenger RNA from Alosa alosa (allis shad), 3173 nucleotides. Its product is annotated as scavenger receptor cysteine-rich type 1 protein M130-like. The transcript is spliced from 13 exons. NCBI's taxonomy places the organism in Eukaryota, Metazoa, Chordata, Actinopteri, Clupeiformes, Clupeidae. Gene Ontology annotation, cellular component: membrane. The record is from RefSeq and is a predicted model, not a curated record. The coding region runs from base 210 to 3173 and encodes 987 amino acids.
UGACCCCUCUAGAUGCUUUGAGGUUGGUAAAUGGCAGCAGUCGCUGUUCUGGAAGAGUUGAAGUUCUACACAGAGGACAGUGGGGCACAGUGUGUGAUAACAGAUGGGACCUGCGUGAUGCUGCAGUGGUGUGUAGAGAGCUGGGCUGUGGAGAGGCUGUAGAAGCUCUCAAAGGUGCUCAGUUUGGACAGGGCUCAGGAGAAAUUUGGAUGAGUGAUGUGGAGUGUGUGGGGUCUGAGUCAACAGUGAAGGACUGCAAGUCACAAAGAUGGGGUGCAGAAAACUGUGGUCAUCAUCAGGAUGCAGGAGUCAUCUGCUCAGGAGUCCAACUGGUGGGCCGUUCUCACUGCUCUGGAAGAGUGGAGCUGCUUCAUAAGGAGACCAGACACACUGUAUGCAGUACCACAUUUGACCAGCAGGAUGCAGAGGUUGUGUGUCGACAGCUGGGCUGUGGGGCUCCUGUAGAGGUGCUGGGAGCAGCUGCAUUUGGAGAGGGAGAGGGCCAGAUGUGGUCAGAGGAGAUCCAGUGUGGAGGCAACGAGACUCAGAUUCAACUCUGCCCCACAUCCCCUAUCAACCACAACUGCUCACACAAGCACGAUGUUGGAUUGGUUUGUAAAGAUCCUGUUAAGUUGGUAGAUGGUGGCAGUCGCUGCUCUGGGAGAGUGGAGGUUUAUCAUGAGGCUGAGUGGGGCACAGUGUGUGAUGCUUAUUGGGACCAAGUUGAUACAGCAGUUGUGUGUAAACAGCUGGACUGUGGUGAUGCUGUAGAUUCCCUGUCAGAUGCCCACUUUGGAGUGGGAGCAGGGAGAGUCUUGAUGGCUGAGGUUGGCUGUGUGGGAUGGGAGACCAGACUGAAGUCCUGUUCUCGUAAGAGAUUGGGUGAGCACACAUGCCUGCCUAAAGACAGUGUUGGAGUCAUCUGCUCAGAGCACAGAGCUCCCAGGCUAGUGAACGGUUCCCACCAGUGUUCUGGGAGAGUGGAGGUGGAACAUGGGAACACCUGGGGAACAGUGUGCACAUUUGGCUGGCAGGAUGCAGAGGUUGUGUGUCGACAGCUGGACUGUGGGACUCCUGUAGAGGUGCUGGGAGCAGCUGCAUUUGGAGAGGGAGAGGGCCAGGUGUGGUCAGAGGAGAUCCAGUGUGGAGGCAACGAGACUCAUAUUCAACUCUGCCCAACAUCCCCCAUGAACCACAACUGCUCACAUGAUGAGGAUGUAGGGUUACUGUGUUCUGGAUACACUGAUGCCAGACUGGCCAAUGGCAGUGAGUCCUGCUCAGGCCGAGUGGAGCUCAAGUACCUCGGAGAGUGGGGCACAGUGUGUGAUGCAUCCUGGGAUAUGAGGGCCUCCAGCGUGCUCUGCCACCAGUUGAAGUGUGGGAGUGCUGUGGCUGUUGUAGGGGCAGAGUGGUUUGGUGAGGGGAGUGGAAGCAUCUGGCCUGAUGUGUUUGUGUGUGAGGGGAAUGAAACUGGCCUCUUAAGAUGUGGAAUCUCCUCAUGGCGUCGAGCUGCAUGCUCCCAUAGACAGGAUGCUGGAGUGAUCUGCUCAGGUUCCUCCCUCUCCCAGUACAAUGGGACGGUGCGCUUGUCUGGAGAGAGGCAGUGUGAGGGAGCGGUGGAGGUUUACGUCAGUCAGAGGUGGAGGAGAGUUAUGCUGGAGUCCUGGAAUCAGUCUGUAGCCUCCGUGGUGUGCAGACAGCUGGCCUGCGGUUCUGCUGUUAGGUUCUUUGGUUCUACUGACACAGAGGGCGAUGGGUGUGUCUCGGGGAUCCAUUGUUCUGGACGUGAGACUCAUCUGGGAAGCUGCAGCUUUCCACAGAUACUAAACUGUACUUCUAGCCAGCAGGUGACCAUCGUCUGUUCAGGCCCUCAGCCAGUCAAGUUGACAGGAUCUGGAGGAGACUGUGCUGGCAGGCUGGAGGUUCUCCACAAUGGCUCGUGGGGGACUGUGUGUGAUGACUCCUGGGACAUGCAGGAUGCCCAGGUAGUGUGCAGACAGCUGCACUGUGGCACAGCUCUCAGUGCUAAGGUCCCUGCAUCUGUUCCACCAGGAGAUCUGCCCAUCUGGCUGAGCGAGGUGAACUGCACAGGAGACGAGACGAGCCUGUGGGAGUGUCCCCCAGCAGAGUGGGGGCGGCACGACUGCUCACACAAAGAGGAUGUGCAGGUCAUGUGCUCAGAGUUCAUUCAGCUGAGACAAAACACAGAGCGCCAUGGACCGUGUAAAGGUGUAAUAGAGUUGUACUACAACGACACCUGGGGGCACAUAUGCUUCAGUGACAUGAACAAAAACACAGGCUCAGUCAUUUGCCAUCAGUUAGGCUGUGGAGGUUUUAUAAAGACCCUUUCACAGACGGCAAUUAACACCAAGAGACUGAGCCCUCCACAGUGUAGGAAGCACGAUACUCACCUUGAGCAGUGCAAACCUUUUCAAUGGGAUACAGCCUGCAGGAAAGUUGCUGAUCUAGAGUGUAAAGACACAGGAACUGAAACAAAUGUUCCUAUCAUAGACAAAGAGUCAGUUAAGGAAUGUCCAGUGUCUCCAGAGCUGAGGCUGGUGGGGGGUCCCACUCGCUGCUCAGGGAGGGUGGAGGUGCUCCUACAGGGAGAGUGGGGGACGGUGUGUGAUGACUCCUGGGACAAGAGCGACGCCCAGGUGGUCUGCAGGCAGCUGGACUGUGGGGAGCCCGUUGAUGAAGGGGGGGAGCAGGGCCCAUUUGGAAGGGGAGGCGGCCCCAUCUGGCUGGACGAGGUGAACUGCACCGGCCAUGAGCACCACCUGUGGGAGUGCUGCCGCGCCCCUCUGAAUCAGAGUGACUGCAUCCAUAAGGAGGACGCCUGGGUCACCUGCACAGGGCCUCCACCUCCCACCACCUGUCCUCCAGUCACCUCUGGGAGAACCACAGGGCCUCCAUGUGAGCCUGCAGGGCUUCCUGUCUCUCCAGCGGCUGCAGCCACUCUGGGGCUCCUGCUCCUGCUGCUGCUGGGCUCACUGGCGGUGCUGGUGGGGCAGAACAGGGCACUCAGGAGAGCUCUCUCCAAAAGGAAACACGUGGAACUGAGUGAAGCUGUCUAUGAGGAGCUGGAUCUCAGACUGACCACAGCCGGCUCCUCCAGAGGUCGUCAUAGAGGGAUUGAUUAUGAUGAUGUGGGGGCGGAGUCUGAGGAGUGA